AAGUGGUCAGGAAGAGCUCCAGGACCAUCUGAGCCAGAAGGGAGCGAGGAGUCGGGCAGCACGGGAGCUGGGAGACGCGGGGAGUGCAGCCAGUGGGGACACCACGGAGGGCAGCUCCUGGCUGGGGAGAGCAGGACCUGCCAGGGAGCCACUCAUCCACGGCACAGUCCAGCCCCGGCACAGCACAGCCUGGCGAUGAAGCAGCUCCUCGUCCUCCUCGGGAUGAUCGCUGGCGCCCUCCAGAUCGAGGACAACAAGAUCCCCAGCCUGUGCUCUGGCCAGCCGGGGCUGCCAGGGACACCGGGGGUGCACGGGAGCCAGGGUCUGCCUGGCAGGGACGGUCGUGAUGGUCGGGACGGAGCAGCUGGGGGGCAAGGAGACAAGGGGGAGAUGGGCCCCCCAGGCGUCCCCGGCCCCCGCGGGGACAUGGGCAACUCCGGCAUGAACGGGCUCCCAGGCGAGAAGGGGGCUCCAGGGGAGUGUGCGGUGGCACCCCGCUCGGCCUUCAGUGCCAAGCUGUCGGAGGCGCGUAGCCCGCCCGCGGCUGACCAGCCGGUGCGCUUCGACGAGGUGCUGCUCAACGAGCAGGGCCACUACGACCCGGCCACGGGCAAGUUCACGUGCGAGGUGCCUGGGCUGUACUACUUCGCCGUGCACGCCACCGUCUAUCGCACCAGCCUGCAGUUCGACCUGGUCAAGAACGGGCGCUCCGUGGCCUCCUUCUUCCAGUUCUACGGGAACUGGCCCAAGCCCACGUCGCUGUCUGGGGGCUCCCUGGUGCGCCUGGAGCCCGAGGACGAGGUGUGGGUGCAGGUGGGCGUGGGCGACUACAUCGGCUUCUACUCCAGCGUCAAGACGGACAGCACCUUCACCGGCUUCCUCAUCUACUCCUACUGGCAGAACUCCGCCGUCUUCGCCUGACGCGGCCCCGCUCGGGCCUGGGAGCCCGGACGCCUGGGUUCUUGGCCCGGCGCCGCCACUGACGCUUCCCCGGAGUGCGGCACGGGGAUAGGGAGGCUUCCCUGCCCGAGGAGCGGCUGGGAGGGGUCACCAGCUUAGCACUGUAUAAUAGCACCGUGGGGAGGGGGCUGGGGGUCCCCGUGGCCCAUAAGAGGUAGUAAGGUGGGAGCAGAGGCCUUGAUGAGCUGAGCACCGCAUCCCUGGGGCUGGGACCCGGGGUGCAGCAGGAAGGGGUCCCUCGCCCCUUGUAUGCCCCUGUACCUGGCCUAGAAGCCACGGGCUGGAUGGACCCUGGAGCCCAAACACCAGGCCCCUUGUAGGGAGCCAGCUCUGCUGUGUCCCUGCUGUGAGCAUCACCAAGGGCUUGGAGGUGCCAGAAGCCACAGCUGGGGGGCAGAUCCUGCUCCCCAAGGGCUAUCACCCUCAUGCCACUGAGGCCAGGGCAGGGGCAAUGGGUCUAGGUGCCAGCUGGGGCUGUGCAGCACAUGCCCUGCAUGGCACUAGGGCUGGGAUGGGUCCCCCCAGCUGAGCUGGAGGCCCAGGCCGCGCUGAUGUUCCCUCCCAGCCAAAUGUGCUCCCUGCCAUGUACCUGCCACCCCAGACCCCUCAAUAAAUGGGCUCUGAGCUG
Molecule: messenger RNA, 1588 nt
Organism: Alligator sinensis (Chinese alligator)
Lineage: Eukaryota; Metazoa; Chordata; Crocodylia; Alligatoridae
Gene: C1QTNF5
Product: C1q and TNF related 5
Exons: 3
Coding region: 196-921 (241 amino acids)
Molecular function (GO): protein binding
Source: RefSeq, a predicted model, not a curated record